AGUAAUAAAUAAACAUAAAACAAGUAAACGAAACGAAGUCGAUACAAAAACUACAACAACUACAGCGUUAGAGAAAUUUUAAGAAACUUAAACCGAAACAUUUAUCGUGUGUUAAAAUCCGUAAAAAAAAAAUCGAAACAGUUUUAAGGUUUACAACGCAACACAACCUACUUUUAAGCCGCCGCUACACAUUUAUAACGGCGCUAAUACGCGUUUGRGAAACUUGUACGCUUAACAGAACAUGCUUUGUCCGCUCACCAUGCGUCCCGCUAGCCCUGCUGAAUCAGAAAUCUCCGUCGGUGGCGCACCCAGCCCACUGCCACACCAUCAUACACAACACCACCAGCAACAUCCGCAUCCAACGCUGGCGCAUCCGUCGCAACAUCGCAGCACAAUCGAUUUGCUGCAACAUCAACAAAUCUUAAUGCAACAACAUGCGGCCGCCGCUGCCGCAGCCGCUGCUGCUGGACUGACGCGUACAGGCCCCGCCGAAGAGUAUUUCCAACCGCUGAAACGCUUACGCAUGUCCAGCGAAAUGGAGGAAACCACCAUCGGCAAUCGCACACCCAGUCCGGUGCAAGCGCAUGGCGUUGCAUUGCCAACGACACCCACUUCGACUGCAAMAACUGCCAGCUCSAAUGCCGCCAAUGUCGGCGCCGGAAUUGCCGUUAGCACUGCCGUCAAGUCGAAUAUUGAGGGUGUGAAAAGUUUUUCCAUUGCCGAUAUAUUGGGACAUGAGAAACGYGCCACAUCCACCUCACCCACACCGCCACCGCCGUCACAACAGCAACAACAUGCARCUAGCACGCCUACUCGCCCAUUGCUGAGCGCCAGCAGUCUGCUGCAACCACGUGCCGAGCCGCUGGAUAUGGUGAGUGCAGCGGCGGCKGCGGCCGCUGGUAUGCCACAUCCAAUGCUGCUGCCGGGCGCACAAAUCGUGCGUCCCUGGGAUCAUUUGUUGGGUCCGAUGCCGGUGCGCCCGUUCAUACCAUCGGCGUUGUUGCAUUAUGAGCAGCGCCUGGCGUUGGACUAUCAUCGGCAGCUGCAGGAGCAUUUCAAUGCUCAAGCGCAGCUGUUGCGUCACAUGGGCAUGGAUAUGAUACCAUCUGAGAGUGGUUCGGAGCGUUCCAGCUCGGCGGCUAGCGAUUGUUGUUCACCGGAAAUCGCGCGUUCCUCCGGUGAACCAUCGGCGUCAGCGGGCGCACAAUCAAUGGUUAUGGGUGAACGUGAUCGGGACCGUGAUCGUGAACGCAUUUCGCACACUUCCACUUCGUCGAAUGGUGGUGGUAAUAGUUUAGGUGGUGGCGCGGGUAAUGGUGGUCCUAGCGGCGAAAAUACAGCUACCAAUGGUUCGAGCUCGAAAUCGAAACCGAAUGGUACACCAUUGGAUGCGCUCUUUCAAAUGACCACCAAGGACUUUGAUGAAUCUCAAGAUAAAUCUCACUUGGAUAUAUUUUCAAACCGUCCGCAACCGAAGAAGAAACGCAAAUCGCGCACCGCUUUUACGAAUCAUCAAAUAUUCGAGUUGGAGAAACGUUUUCUAUAUCAAAAGUACCUGUCACCAGCCGAUCGWGAUGAGAUCGCCGCCGCGUUAGGCCUUUCCAACGCGCAAGUGAUCACUUGGUUCCAGAAUCGACGCGCAAAGCAAAAGCGGGACAUCGAAGAGUUGAAGAAAGAUUUCGAUAGCGUCAAAGUAUUCUCAGCGCACAAGUCCUUUCUGGAAAAUGUCAACGAUCUCAGCAUAUUGAAGAAGAAACCCAUGCACGAGGCGGACGCAAUGGUGGGUCUGGCCGCGGCGGCCGCAGCCGGUAUGGUGCCGGUUUCCUCAGCCGCCGCGGCUGCUGCUGCCGCACAAGCCGCGCUAAAUUCACAAAAAUGAAGUAAUCGGCGCAUUGUUGCGCCAUAAAUAAAUUUUUUAUACAAACCACUGCGAGAGAGGAAGAGAACAGCAAGAAAAACAAAAAUGGAGAAUCGUCAAAUGUUAUGUGGAUUCUUAAAAGUGGAGCGGCGCGUGUGGCUGCAGGGACAAUGCAUGCAGCAGCAGUAAUAGUGAAAUUAUUGAAACCCUUUAUUCUUACUAAUAGACGCUAUGGCGUUACAUAAAGACCACUAGCAGACAGUGUACGCCUCAGUUGGGAGUUUGCAAGCACCAGCCCACCAAAAGCAGCACCGUUUGCUGCGGCAUAUGAGGAAGGCAUUGCAUAGCGUUCAACAUUUUAACAUUCCUUGCUUUUUGUUCACCACAGCACCACAUGACAGCGUUUAAUCCACACAACUUACGACUUCUACAUACAAAA
Bactrocera latifrons is the source of this 2297-nucleotide messenger RNA. Its product is annotated as homeobox protein HMX3-like. Gene Ontology annotation, molecular function: DNA-binding transcription factor activity, RNA polymerase II-specific; DNA binding. The coding region runs from base 242 to 1879 and encodes 545 amino acids. Gene Ontology annotation, biological process: regulation of DNA-templated transcription. NCBI's taxonomy places the organism in Eukaryota, Metazoa, Arthropoda, Insecta, Diptera, Tephritidae. The record is from RefSeq and is a predicted model, not a curated record. The transcript has 2 exons.